AUGCGCUGGCGCUUGGAUGUCAUGGCAGAUGUGCCAAUAUGUUCCAACGCCUACGCCAAGCACACCCUGACAGAGGACUCUCAUGGAAUUUCGACUCCAACUUUGGCCCGUCCAACGCGGAAGUGGUCGUUGUUUCUCUCACAAAAGGUCUCCGUGUUUAGGUCUUAUCAUAAACGGGCGACUUGUACAUCGAGUCCCGCUGGAUUGAAUGCUGUUGCUGACGACUUCCGCCCUGAUGGGAAGGAGUUCUUCCAGGGGUGUACGUUUGGAUGGAUGUAG
Penicillium chermesinum is the source of this 279-nucleotide messenger RNA. RefSeq lists its product as uncharacterized. The transcript has a single exon. The record is from RefSeq and is a predicted model, not a curated record. NCBI's taxonomy places the organism in Eukaryota, Fungi, Ascomycota, Eurotiomycetes, Eurotiales, Aspergillaceae. The coding region runs from base 1 to 279 and encodes 92 amino acids.